GAGGAGACAGAGAAAGGGAUGGGGCGCGGGCGUUGGCUUUUUAGUUAGGGCACGGUUCUUUGUCGUCUGCUAGCAGACGACAAAGAGCCAGCUAACGGACGUUAGUUUGGCCACUUUCUUUGCCGUCUGCUAGCGAACGACAAAGAAAGUGGCCGUUAGGUGGCUCUUGUUAGUGGGCCACCCUCCCUCUUUAUCGUCCGCUAGUUGACAACAAAGCUUCUAGCGGACGGCAAAGAGAUGGCUGACGGUAAACAUUAUCUUUGCUGUCAGUUUUCUGUAAGCUGAUGGCAAAGGCCUUCUUUGCCAUCAGCUAGCAGACGGCAAAGAGACGGCUGACAGCAAAGAUCCUGAUUCCAGUAGUGAAUAGUCAAUCCAUCCCGGGAAUGACAAUUAAAGAGGUCAUAAAGGGAAGACAACCAUCGUGUAUGGAGUUUUCCCCCUAGGUCUUACGACUAGGGUUCUCCAGUCCUCCGACGACAUCGCCAUCGUGAGUUUCCCAUCGUUGACGAUUUGAUCCCGCAAACCGGGAAGCUUUCUCCUUCCCCGUCUGCCUCCUACACCCCCUCAGGUCUUCCCGGGGAACAACGAGUGCGCGGGCUAGGGUUUUGACCGAUGUUUCUGGCCAUAGCUACAAUUGCCUGAAUUGGUGGAAGCGGCAGAUCUUUGAGCGGUCGUGAGCCGAAGGAAAAGGCAAAACUCCUGGAAAGUCUGAAUCUUCGGGAUGAGGAAACGGAUGAUCUAAUUUGGGAUGAUGAGACUGAUGUAGAGGAAAUCAAGCCAACGGUUGGGGGCCACGGGUCUGCAUUGGCCACCAACUUGCGCUUCUUGAGGCCAAGCUUGGCAAUGUGUAUGAUUCUUCGACAUUUUGAGUUCAGCCUCGCACAGGCAUACACUCAUGCACCGCAUAAUGUGACAUUUUCGCGUCCGAUGCAUGGUGCUCAAAUUAAGCUUGGCACGAUUUGAUCAUUAUGUCCGCUUAUGUUUCGUUCGUUGCCAUGUGUGCACUCAUGCAGUAAGACUAUAUUUGGAAAUUUGCACCAAUGUAUUGUCUAUGUUUUCUUAGAAAUUAAAAUCCAACACAUUCAAGGCUUCCUUCGAUCUAUAACCAUCUGAAAAAUAUGGUAGUCGACUCUUAUUAUCAUUCUACUCUACGAUGGAACAAGACAUUCAAAGUUCCAGCAACAAAAGGCAACAUGUUGUGAGGGUCAGACUUGCAAUUCCAAGCAUGAGUUACACCUACUGAAAAUUUCUUUUGAGAAUUUUAAUGCAAAUUCUCUCUUUCUCUCUCCUGGGUUCUCCGUUCAACCUUGAUCAUUCGACUUUUAACUUUGUCCGUUUACAUAGCACAUAAUCUCAAAUUUCGUGUGUUUUUGGUCCAGCGUCCAGACACCUCUGUCAAGCAAUUUAUGUCUUUUUUAUUUUACUAUUUGCAACGCAGUACGUGCCAUGACAGUCCAAUCCAACACAUGGUCCAGUCUCGAUCAUGCAUACGAGCACACGAGGAGAAGCAAAAAGCCGCGACGGCGCUCUGGGCCGAAGCCCAACGCUCGUCCUGCCACGAGGCCCAGAUAAAGCGAACGCAAAGCCCAUGAAGCUAGACAGCGCUCCCGUGACUCCCGCGUUCCGCUCGCUCGUGACCGUGGCUGCUGCUGCUGCGCUUCGGUUGUUUUAGUCCCACCUCGCCCAGCCGAGGAGGAUGGAGCGGGAGAGCAGGCUAUAAGAGGAGAGGCAGGUGCGACGUUGUUCCAUACUUACCUGGACGGGGUCGACGAGUGAUCAGGAAGACCCGUGGCCUAGGCUAGUGGCCCACAUUGCACAUGGUGGGUGCGCUGGCUUACCAUCUCCCCAAGCGGGAGAGUGGACGUCAUAAUUUGUGGUAGAGGGGGUACGCGUUCGCGCGGCCCCUGCCAAUUCUGCAAAAUUAAACUUUGGUCCCUGGCCUAGCAAGAAUCCUAGAUGGAAUUUUCUGGUUUGGUCCUCGCUCUAUCUUUCGCGCAGCGAAUCAAGAUUACCAGGAAUUGAACGUAGCGUUCGGUAAAGCUGCCACCGGCAUGAGCAUGGAAUUUACAAGAGCCAUUCCAGUGCCUCAACAAGCAGAUAUCUCCAUCACCGUCACUAUAGUCCAGCUAACAUGAGACAAGCCUUGUCCGUGAACGCCCAUUUGGUCGAGCGGCCAUGCCAGAACGACCAACUCGCCAUGACACGGGGACGGCGGCCAUAUCUCAAGAGCCUGCUGUCCAGCGCAACGGAACGUCUAGAGUUGUUGCUGUUAUCGUCAGAUAAAAUCUUGACCACUGCCAACCAAGCUGCGUGCUCUCUCUGCAAGCGGCCCCUGUUACAAGGCUAGCACUACACAUUACCACGACAUUAUCGUUGGCCAGGAGCGACAGAGUGGCACUACUUGCCGUCUUGGACACCCGCUUAAACCACCUCCAAUAAUGCCGAGCGACAUUUCAGAGCAACUGAAGCUUAGCGGUCAGCAUUGCCGUGCUACACGGACUGGACUGAACCACAGUAAGUAGCAGUCAACCGGUCAAGUCAAUGUGUCUAACCUGUAGCCUACGGUAUAGCAAUGUACAUGAUCUUGAGUUAUGAAAAUGUUAGUCCGGUCGCAUUUUCUCGUCUAGACAGUGACCGGGCAGCCCUUCCGGGCGUUUGUUGGGACGGAUAUGAUGUCCGGUUGUAGAUGCUCACUAUUCAGAAUGCCCGUCCUGGAGUCCAGUCCCUCUCCAACCCUCUCAUGAGUCGUGACCUAUAGCGGCUUCGCAAUGGAUUCAUGGUGCCAUGUGAACCCGGGCCCUGCGGGCCACACAUGUAUGUGAUAUAUACAUAGACACAUGGCUGUACCACUGGAUGCAUGAGAAGAGAAGAAAGCAGAACCAAGAUGGUUGCCAUGGCGGCCACCAGAGCUGCCUACGUUUCCAGCACAUCCAUCUCACUCCUUCUCUUGCUGAUCCCCGUUGCUCUCGCCAAGGAUCACCAUACUCAUGGCACCAGCUACCUCCAGAGAGAUUCAUCGGUGUUCAUCGAGGACGGCACCGCCGUCGCCGCCAACACCACCACCAUCCUUGCGUCGCCCAACGGCCUCUUCGCCUGCGGCUUCUACAAGGUGGCCACCAACGCCUUUGUCUUCUCCAUCUGGUUCAACGGCUCGUCGGCGAAGACCAUCGCGUGGACGGCCAACCGCGACGCGCCGGUGAACGGCAGAGGGUCCAGGCUCGCCUUCCGAAAGGACGGGAGCAUGGCCCUGCUCGACUACGAUGGCACGGCCGUCUGGAGCACCAACACGACCGCGACUCGUGCCAGCCGUGCAGAGCUUCUCGACAGCGGCAACCUUAUCAUCGUGGAUCCAGACGGUCGGAGCCUCUGGACAAGCUUCGACUCACCGACAGACACGCUUCUGCCGUCGCAGCCGAUGACUCGGAACAUAAAGCUGGUAUCUGCAUCUGCCAGGGGCUUGCUCUAUUCAGGUUUCUAUACAUUAUACUUUGACAGCGACAAUGAGCUAAGGCUCAUCUACAACGGCCCUGACAUCAGUAGCAUAUAUUGGCCUGCCCCUUUCAACCAUCCGUGGGUAAAUGGAAGGACUACUUAUAACAGCAGCCGGUAUGCUGUUCUUGAACAGACGGGCAAGUUUGUCGCGAGCGACAACUUUACAUUUGAAGCUUCUGAUCUUGGUGAUCAGGUUAUGAGGAGGUUGACUCUGGAUUAUGAUGGCAACCUUAGGCUGUAUAGCCUAGACGCGACAAGCGGAGAUUGGUCGGUCUCUUGGAUGGCAUUCCGCCGAGUCUGCGACAUACAUGGGCUGUGUGGCAAAAACAGCAUCUGCAAAUACCUACCGAAGCUCGAGUGCUCUUGCCUUGAAGGUUUCGAGGUGGUUGAUGCAAGCGACUGGAGCAAAGGGUGCACGCCCAAUGUAAACAAGACAGCCAACUGGGACAACAGAAGAAGACACAAGGCAAACAGCACGGCCACCCAGGAUUUCUCAUUCAAAAAGCUCGCUGAAACUGACUUCUAUGGAUAUGAUUCGAUCUAUGUGCAGCAGGUGUCAAUUCUGCAGUGCAGACGUAUGUGCUUGGACAAUGCUGAUUGCAAAGCUUUUGCUUACCGUCAGGGAGAAGGCACAUGUUAUACAAAGGUCUACCUUUUAAACGGCCAGAGCUUUGCAUAUCCUCCCAACGACGUUUAUCUGAAACUUCCCAGGAGGUUGCUGUCUUCGCCCAAAUUGACUUCUACACUAGCUCACACAUGCAGAGUUCAUGAAAAAGAGGCAGACAGUUCAUCACAGAUGUUCCAGGACAGCUCUUCCAAGUUCAAGUUUGGCUACUUCCUUUCUUCUGCAUUAACACUGCUUUUCAUUGAAGUUAUAUUAAUCAUCGCCGGGUGUUGGGUCGUUCACAAAUGGGAGGGAAGACCAGAGAUUAUAGAUGAAGGUUACACGAUAAUUUCCAGCCAGUUCCGAAUAUUUAGCUACAGGGAGUUACAGAAGGCAACAAAUUGCUUCCAAGAAGAGCUAGGUAGUGGUGGGUCAGGAGCAGUUUAUAAGGGAGUCCUCGAUGAUGAAAGGAAGGUUGCCGUGAAGAAGCUAAAUGAUGUGAUCCAAGGAGAGCAGGAGUUCAGGUCCGAGUUAAGUGUCAUAGGCAGAAUUUAUCAUAUGAAUCUGGUCAGAAUCUGGGGGUUUUGUGUCGAGAAGACAUGCAAGCUCUUGGUUUCUGAGUUCAUUGAGAAUAGUUCUUUAGCCACAGUUCUGUUUGAUUACCAGAGCCUAUCUCCUGUGCUCCAAUGGGGCCAAAGGUACAAUAUUGCAGUUGGGGUGGCGAAAGGACUGGCCUAUCUCCACCAUGAGUGUCUUGAAUGGAUUGUGCAUUGUGAUGUCAAGCCAGAGAACAUAUUGUUAGACAAAGACUUUGAGCCCAAGAUUGCAGAUUUUGGACUGGUGAAGCUACUGCAACGAGGAUCAAGCGCACAAAUGUUGUCAAGAGUGCACGGGACUAGAGGCUACAUUGCACCAGAAUGGGCUCUCAAUCUUCCAAUCACUGGCAAGGCCGAUGUUUACAGCUAUGGAGUAGUGCUUCUUGAGUUAGUGAGGGGGAUUCGGGUUUCCAGUUGGAUGGUUGAGGGUAAGGAGGAAGUGGAAAUGGCUGUUAGAUGUUCUACUGAAAUUCUUAAAGAGAAACUUGCAGGUGAAGAUCAGUCGUGGAUUCUGGAGUUCGUCGACUACAGACUGGAUGGAGAAUUCAACCAUUCAGAAGCACUCAUGAUGCUUAAGAUAGCAGUAUCAUGUGUGGAAGAAGAGAGGAGCAGAAGACCGAGCAUGAGCCAUGUGGUCGAAACUCUGCUUUCACUUGUGGAAUAAUGUUCAAUACUGUAUUUACUACUGCUACAUCUAGCUGAUGUGUGUAAGAAUAAUAUUCUGUGAUGUUGCACAGACAAGUUGCCCUUAUCCCUGCCAUAUGUAGCAACUCUACAGAUUUCUAUCAAUACCUAACUACUAUGUAGUAGGAGUAUUUCAUUUGC
Messenger RNA from Triticum urartu, 5517 nucleotides. Its product is annotated as putative receptor protein kinase ZmPK1. The record is from RefSeq and is a predicted model, not a curated record. Gene Ontology annotation, molecular function: protein serine/threonine kinase activity; ATP binding. NCBI's taxonomy places the organism in Eukaryota, Viridiplantae, Streptophyta, Magnoliopsida, Poales, Poaceae. Gene Ontology annotation, biological process: protein phosphorylation; recognition of pollen.